UUUUAAAGCUCAGUAACUUUUCAUCAAUGAUUCACUCUCUCUGUUGAAGUCGACCUUCCUUCAUGACCUGAAACUAUUAAACUAAAAACUGACCUCAGAUCAGCUGCAGCUCAGCCAGCUGUCUGUCUGUUCAGAGUCUCCUGCGUCCUCAGAGCAGUCUGACCUCCUCUACCUGCACACAGGUCUGUCAGACUCUGAUGCUGGAUCAGUGGGAGUGGAAUGGAUAAUGGCCAUGGCCAACUGUAAUCUGCGGUCGCCAUCCUCCUCUCCUCAUGAUGACGUCAACCUGGGACCUUCAGCCAACCCACAUGCCAGGCCCACUGACUUUGACUUCUUGGCCGUCAUUGGCAAAGGGACCUUUGGAAAGGUGCUGCUCGCCAAGCUCAAAGCCGACAGCAAAUUCUACGCCGUCAAAGUGCUGCAGAAGAAAGUCAUACUCAAGAAGAAAGAGCAAAAGAACAUCAUGGCAGAGAGAAAUGUGCUGCUGAAGAGUCUGAAACAUCCCUUUCUGGUUCGGCUCCACUACUCCUUCCAGACCCCAGAGAAGCUCUACUUUGUCCUCGACUAUGUGAAUGGGGGAGAGUUGUUCUUCCACCUGCAGAGAGAGAGGUGUUUCUCAGAGCCCAGAGCGAGGUUCUACACAGCCGAGGUAGCGAGCGCCAUCGGCUAUCUUCACUCUCUCAACAUCGUUUACAGAGAUCUGAAGCCAGAGAAUAUUCUCUUAGACUCUCAGGGUCAUGUGGUGCUGACAGAUUUUGGGCUGUGUAAAGAAGGUGUAGAGCCGGAGGGAACCACCUCGACUUUCUGUGGGACUCCAGAAUACUUGGCGCCAGAAGUUCUCCGUAAGGAAGCAUAUGACAGGACAGUGGACUGGUGGUGUCUGGGAGCAGUGCUCUAUGAGAUGAUCUACAGCCUGCCUCCGUUCUACAGCCGUGACGUCGGUGAAAUGUAUGACGGGAUCCUUCACACGCCGCUGUCCCUGCCUCCAGGGAAGUCUGAUGCCGUCUCCUCUCUGCUGGUGGGUCUCCUGCAGAAGGACCAGCACAGACGCCUCGGGGCCAUCGCCGACUUUUUAGAAAUAAAGAACCACGUGUUUUUCUCCCCGAUCAACUGGGACGACCUUGACCACAAGAGAAUCACUCCUCCUUACAACCCGAAUGUGAGAGGCCCGGCCGACACGCAGCACAUUGAUCCAGAGUUCACCAGAGAAAUGGUUCCUAACUCUGUGAGUCGAACCCCGGAGUUCAACGCCAGCAGCAGCGCCAACAACGCCUUCAACGGGUUCUCCUUCGUCGCCACUGACGACAGCUUUCUGUGAGGCAGGAGUUAAAUGUUCAAAUGUUGAACUUUGUGAUUGAUUUAAAGGAGUGAUCACACCUCUUUUGAGUCCCAUGAAAAUAAGAGCUCCUCAUGUGUAGCAGAGAGGGAUCACACCUACAAUGGAGACAUUUAAGGUUAGAAUAUGUAAAGCUUUUUUUUUGCCUGGAAGUCCCAGGUCUGUUCUUAGAGAAAUAGCGAGGAUCAACAUGAACGUGUUAGCAAAUAUACAAGGCUUUCAAGAAGUAGGAACAUCUUUUAAAGGUGCUCUAUUCUUCGUGUUUUGUCGACAUACCCGGGCCGGCCGCACAUGCUGUUAGUGCAUGUCCUUGCAUCUAAGUGUGCCCCACUGACAAGCUCACAGCCGGCGCUCUGCACUGCUCUCGUAUGGCGGUUACAGCUGAUAACGCAGAAGCGUAGCAUCCCAUCCUCCGGUCUCCCCCCCCCAGGUUAACACUGUUAGCUCUGUCAGCAGUGUUGCUGUUGUUUUCAGUCGGGUCUAGAAGGUAACACACAAAUUGCGCAACUCUCGCGAGAUGGUUAUGGUUAGGAU
Messenger RNA from Sebastes umbrosus (honeycomb rockfish), 1870 nucleotides. RefSeq names its product serum/glucocorticoid regulated kinase 2a (gene sgk2a). Gene Ontology annotation, molecular function: protein serine/threonine kinase activity; ATP binding. The record is from RefSeq and is a predicted model, not a curated record. Bases 227 to 1318 code for a protein of 363 amino acids. Gene Ontology annotation, biological process: protein phosphorylation. Lineage: Eukaryota; Metazoa; Chordata; Actinopteri; Perciformes; Sebastidae. The transcript has 13 exons.